Messenger RNA from Xyrauchen texanus (razorback sucker), 2872 nucleotides. Its product is annotated as piggyBac transposable element-derived protein 4-like. The coding region runs from base 97 to 2088 and encodes 663 amino acids. The record is from RefSeq and is a predicted model, not a curated record. The transcript is spliced from 3 exons. Lineage: Eukaryota; Metazoa; Chordata; Actinopteri; Cypriniformes; Catostomidae.
UUUGAGGAGAAUGGGACGAAUCCCUGCUGUUUUUUUCUAUUGACAUAGCUGGCCAAUCACAUUGCGGCAAGGUAAGACAGACAAGACAAGUAGCCAAUGACUGAGCUCAGAGUACUCAAGGGGGUGUUCCUUAAGAAAAUCCCGCCGUGCACGCAUUUGUGCAGUGAUCGAUCGGCUCGUUAUCCGCGAGUUUGUUUGCCGUUGCGUUUUGCAAUGGAUUCACACACAAAGAGAUUAACUGAUACAGUCGAGCACAAUCCGGAGCAUUGUCUGUACAUUAUCGAUGAAGAACAUGACGAAUCGGAUGAAUUUUCUGACCUGGACAGUGCCGCUUCCAGCGUGGACUCAACAGAGACGUUCAUCGAUGAUGUUGAUUUCGGACUCGAUCAAUGUUCCAAUGAUGAUAUCUCAUUUGAUGAGGAAUGUAAUUCAGAGACCACCCCGCGAAAGAGGCAGAGAACUGGUCUGUCUACCACGUCACAAUCUCCAGCAAAAUCUGUUAUCUCUCGAUCGCCUUCCUCUUUACCGGUUGUUCAGUGGAGAGGCAAGAGAAGGAGUGUACGCCGAUACAUCCCUGGGUUUUCCUUUACCAUCUCAGAAGUCAAGUGGCAGAAUGGAGAUAAGCCAGAUAUUGAGCCACCUCAACCGGUCUUCAGACCUGCGGGAACACCUGGCCCACAGGUGGUCACCACCGCAUCUUUGAGUCCUCUACAGUUCUUUGAAUUGUUCUUUUCAACAUCAGUGAUGCAGACCAUUGUAAAUAACACAAAUGCCUAUGGGGCCAAGUGUCGCAAUGGGAAGAAGCCAUGGCGGGACAUUACUAUAAAAGAGUUCAGGUCAUACUUGGCUCUGGUGAUUUACAUGGGUCUGUUGAAAUGUUCCUCGCUGAGAGACUACUGGAGGACAUCUAACAUCUUCAGUCUGCCGUAUCCUGCACGAAUUAUGUCUUCUAGGAAGUUUCACAUGAUCUCUCAAUCUAUUCAUAUCAGCGAUCCCAAAGAAGAUGAAGAGAAUGACAAGAAGAAGGGAACGGCUGAAUACGACCGGCUGUGUAGGAUCAAGCCGCUGUACCAGCAGAUUCGAGAGGCCUGCAAGGACUCGUUUCAUCCCUUUCAGAACAUCUCCAUUGACGAAAGAAUGGUGGCAGCAAAGGCGAGAAAUGGACUUAAGCAAUAUAUGAAAAAUAGUCCUACACAAUGGGGCUACAAACUAUUUGUACUGGCAGAUUCUUGCUGCGGCUACACAUGGGACUUCUUCGUUUACGAGGGAAAGUCAAAUUUAGAGCGGAGCAAAGGGAUUAGCUAUGAUUCCGUCAUGACGCUGGCGAAUGAGAAGUUGUUGGGCACUGGCUACAAGCUGUUUGUGGACAACUUCUACACCAGUCCGACACUCUUCAGGGACCUCCUCCGUAAGAAGAUCUGGGCUUGUGGCACAGUUCGUCCAAACAGGAUGGGGCACUCUGAAAAACCACCUCCUCGCGGCAAUAUACGUUGGUUUCGGGACGACAACCUCCUAUUUCUGGAGUGGAAGGACAAGAAGGAGGUACUGAUAUGCUCCACCUUUCAUAAAGCCUAUAAUGGUGACACGGUGAAGAGGAAGGUGAAGAAGAACGGCGCUUGGGUCAUCAAGGAUUUCCCUGUUCCAGCUGCAGUUCUGGACAUCAAUAAGCACAGGGGGGGAGUGGAUCUGUCCAAUAUGCUACUUGGAUAUUACACAGUUCUGCAUAAAACGAUGAAGUGGUAUCAGUCAUUUUUUUACCAUUUUGUGGACCUUGCGGUAGUAAAUGCCUUCAUUUUGCACCAACAGAUGUCCAAGGAAAAGAACCAGAAGCCUCUGGUUCAAAAAGCGUUCCGGGAGUUGCUUGUGUCUGAGCUUGCAGGAACAGGGUCUGCUUCUCCUGCUUCUCCUAUUCCUUCGGUUUCCCACAUGCCCACGUUCAUCAGUGGGGACAGCACUAUUGGAAGGAGGAAAUGCAAGAUCUGCCACCGAAAAACUCCAGUCAUCUGUGUGACUUGUGGUGCGGCUCUGUGCUUGGUUCCCAAGCGUGAAUGUUUUGUAGACUGGCAUGAAUCGGGUAGUUUUGAGUAGGUAUCCAAGUGCAGAGUGUAUUUCAAAAUACUGUAAACGAGGGUGCAGAAAAGGGUUCAACGGUUUACACGGGCCAAGUUCAUUGGCAAACGGAUGUACUGGAAAUAUAGGAUGGAAAGUUGAAGGUAACUUUGGUGACGCCAACUCCUGGUGUUGGGACAAUGGAGAUGCGUGCUCUGAUAUUACAGUAGUUCAUGAUCAAUGGGUGCCACAGUUGUAAGUAGUUAAAGUACUUUUUCUAGUGAAAUGUAACCAGUAUUAAUAACACAUUUUGAUCUCAUUGUGUGUGCUCCGAAGUAGUAAAGUUAAAUAAACGAUUAUCUUCAUGUCUGGUUUGUGAGGUGAUGUAUGUCAGGAAAUAAUUUGGUUACUGACUUUUCAGAAUAUCUUUGGAGGUAUAAUGAGGCAUGGUUUCAACAAAAAACGAAAUCGAAGAACGAACCGGUGUGACGUCAUGUUGAGCUAAAUCUGGCCAAAAUCUUGAGUUCUUAUUUGUGGUUCGUAGCGGCUCGCCAGGGCUAACUUUCAGGAGAACGUCUAUCUGCCAUUGGUCCUCGUCAUUGGAGCUCCACCUACUUUGAGAGCGAAAACGAAUUCCCAUUUAGUCAUUUAAGAUUCGUCACAAUGAACGCAACGGCGUAUAGGGUUAUUAGCAAGCUGGUGCAAACAUACCAACAUCUGUACGAUCGUUCACGUAGAGACAUUGUCUAAGAACAUGUCAUGCGAUGAAUCUGUUUCAUUAGUCUACUAAAGGAAUCAAGUCUACUAGACACUUGAAAGACGU